AUGGACAAAAUCACAGACAAGAUUGCCGCUCUCCCGGCCGAUAGAGAGUAUUUUUCUCUCGAAUUCUUUCCUCCCAAGACUGCCAUGGGCUUUUCCAAUCUGCGCCACCGACUGCAGCGCAUGGAACAGGCUCUGAAACCUCUUUUUGUCAAUGUUACGUGGGGAGCUGGCGGAUCAACAGCGACAAAGUCCCUUGAACUGGCCGAGCUCUGCCAGCGGGAGCUUGGCCUCACUACAUGUCUUCACUUGACUUGCACCAACAUGAGUAAGCGUCUUGUCGACAAGGCCCUUGAGGAUGCCAAAGCCCUUGGCAUCCGCAAUAUCCUCGCUCUUCGAGGAGACCCUCCACGAAGGGAAGAAUACCGUGAUGCCCAAGAUUCAGACGACGAUGGACAAGAAGACUUCACAUAUGCUAUUGACCUUGUGAGAUUUAUUCGCAAGAAGUAUGGGGACUACUUUUGCAUUGGAGUAGCAGCAUACCCAGAAGGCCACUCCGACGAGAGUCACCCUCGGGUGCAAAGUUUGGAACACGAUUUGCCGUACUUGGUGGACAAGGUACAAGCCGGCGCCGACUUUAUCAUGACGCAGCUCUUCUUCGACAUCAGUGCCUACGAUCAUUUCGAAAAGACCCUUCGGGAACAUCCUAGUGGCGCUUUCAAGACUAUCCCCAUCAUGCCUGGCCUGAUGCCAAUCCAGAGCUAUCACAUGAUCAAGAGAACAACCAAGCUGAGCCACGCCAAGAUGCCCACGGCCAUCAUGGAUCGUCUUGAUGCUUUCAAGGGCGACGACGAAAAGGUCAAGUCGGUCGGUGUGGAUAUCAUCGGCGAACUCAUUGAGCAGAUUAGAACAAUCAAGAGCCGAACACCAGGCCGCAGAGGCUUUCACUUUUAUACCUUGAACUUGGAAAAGGCGGUUUCCUUUAUUGUCGAAAGAACCGGUCUUAUCCCUGACGAAUCAGAGCACGAGGAAGUGCUCAUCGACGACAAUGCUCUUGCGCCUCCCGCCAUCCAGGUCAACGGAGCCCGAACUUCGACUCACUCCAGGACAUCCAGGAGACAGUCCUCAGUCGGCUCCGACCCUUAUAACCGAGUCAUUGUUGCCGGCCAACCACCAACACAUCCGGAAUGGGAGGCCACUGGACAAGAAGCGGGUGUGCCGGCUGAAAGCAUAAACUCGCGCGCAAACACGCUUGCCAUUUCCGAAGGUGAAGGUGUGUUGGGCAGGGAAGCGACCUGGGACGACUUUCCCAACGGUCGCUUCGGCGACUCCAGAUCGCCGGCGUAUGGUGAAAUUGACGGCUACGGCGUAACCUUGCACAUGUCGGUCAGUCAGGCUGUGACGCUCUGGGGACGCCCCACGAGUCGCCAGGACGUCAACGAUGUCUUUGUCAGGCAUAUCAAGGGAGAGAUUGCGGCGAUGCCAUGGAGCGAAGAGGGACUGUCCCCUGAAUCUUCGACAAUACAGACUCAGCUCAUAGAAAUGAACCGCAGGGGCUGGCUAACGGUUGCCUCACAACCCGCCGUCAACGGCGUCUCGUCGAGCGACAGGACAUUUGGGUGGGGCCCAGUCAACGGGUUCGUGUUCCAGAAAGCCUUUGCGGAAUUCUUCCUCCCAUCCGCGGACUGGCGCGUUCUGGAAGACAAGUUGAAGGGAUCCGACCACUUGGACAGCGUCUGCUUCUACGCCGCCAACGCCAAGGGCGACUUCGUCUCGUCCGACACCAGCGGCGGGGCGUCCACACGAACCGUCGCGGCGAGCACCAACGCCGUGACAUGGGGCGUGUUCCCCGGGAAGGAGAUUGUCACGCCCACCAUCAUCGAGGAGGUGAGCUUCAAGGCAUGGAGCGAGGAAGCGUUUGGUCUGUGGGGGGAAUGGGCAAACGUAUACGGCCGAGGCUCGGAGAGCCACAAAGUACUAGCCGGCAUUCGAUCUGACUACUGGCUGGUGAACAUCAUUCAUCACGACUUUAUAGAUGGGGAAGCACUGUGGAGGCUGCUGCUCUGUUGA
Metarhizium album ARSEF 1941 is the source of this 2007-nucleotide messenger RNA. Its product is annotated as methylenetetrahydrofolate reductase 2. NCBI's taxonomy places the organism in Eukaryota, Fungi, Ascomycota, Sordariomycetes, Hypocreales, Clavicipitaceae. The record is from RefSeq and is a predicted model, not a curated record. Gene Ontology annotation, cellular component: cytosol. Bases 1 to 2007 code for a protein of 668 amino acids. Gene Ontology annotation, molecular function: methylenetetrahydrofolate reductase [NAD(P)H] activity; FAD binding. The transcript has a single exon. Gene Ontology annotation, biological process: tetrahydrofolate interconversion.